Messenger RNA from Entrophospora candida, 486 nucleotides. Lineage: Eukaryota; Fungi; Glomeromycota; Glomeromycetes; Entrophosporales; Entrophosporaceae. The record is from the annotation of a GenBank genome assembly.
AUGAAUAACGAUAAUAAUACCGAUGUUAACAAUCACUUUGAGAUUGCUGACAAUAAUAACGCUAAUACUAAUACUAACAAUGACAUCGAAAUAACUGACAACAAUAAUAAUGAUAGCGCUGGUUCACGUUUAAAUAAUCGUAAUUGCAACCAUAAUGAAAUGAAUAACGAUAAUAAUACCGAUGUUAACAAUCACUUUGAGAUUGCUGAUAAUAAUGACAUUGAUAUCAACAAUCAUAUUGAAAUGACUGAUAAUAUUAGCAAUCAAUCAACUCAUAAUAACCGAAUUGAAAUAAAUAAUGAUUCACAAGAUUGUCGAAGAAAAAGAUGGUCACACCAUGAAAUCAAUAUUCUCGUAGAAUUUAUUUUAGACAAAAAAAUUGAAAUGAGAAAACUCAAUCGGUUGGGUUUAAAUAGAACUAAAGAUGCAAUAUUAAAUAAGAGCAGAAUAAUCAAACGACAAAUAAGAAAUUUAUUUAAUGUUUAG